Molecule: messenger RNA, 1121 nt
Organism: Homalodisca vitripennis (glassy-winged sharpshooter)
Lineage: Eukaryota; Metazoa; Arthropoda; Insecta; Hemiptera; Cicadellidae
Gene: FRG1
Product: protein FRG1 homolog
Exons: 6
Coding region: 309-1094 (261 amino acids)
Cellular component (GO): nucleolus; striated muscle dense body; catalytic step 2 spliceosome
Molecular function (GO): actin filament binding
Source: RefSeq, a predicted model, not a curated record
AUUAUACUCUUUGAUAAAGUUUUUUUCACCAUUGCCUACUAACAAAACACAUUCUCAGUGUUUUGUGUGUCAGUGUUUGUUUGGCUUUAGUUUGCUUGUUUAAAUAAAUCUGAGUUGCAGUUGACUGAAGGAAGGAGUGUUUUGUCUACUACUGACGUUAGGAUUGGUGUGUUAUAACUAUGUUAUAAGUAUGAUAUAAGUAGCCUGUCGUUUGUGGUUAAAUAUUGUUUGUCUUAUUUUAUUAAUUUACCAGCUAAUUUAUUAUUUGACCAUUACCUUCGCAUACCGGUAUACAAAUUAAUAGCAGUAUGUCGGAGUAUGAUAUGGUCAAAAAAGGAAAAAUAAUGUUCAAAGGGGACAAAUCCAGCUCAAAACGAAAAAGGAAACACAAACAUAAAGAUAAAAAUAGAGAUGUGGAACCAGUUGAAGAUGAAGAUAAAAUAAAACAUGGUGGAUGGAGCAAUAUAGAUUCUACAAGACUUAUAACUGGAUCAGUAGCAAUUGAAUUUGGCAAUCAGACCUACGUAACAGCAUUAGAUAAUGGAUUGUUUACAUUAGGACCUCCACAUAAUGAAGGUGAAGGACCUCUUCCUGAAGAAGUCUUGACAGCUGUAAAUGUUAGUGACACAAAAGUAGCUUUUAAAUCAGGCUAUGGGAAAUACCUUGGAGUUCACAAAGACGGAACUGUCAUCGGACGUUCAGAUGCAAUUGGUGCUUUGGAGCAGUGGGAACCUGUAUUCCAGGAUGGAAAGUUAGCGCUACUCAGCUGCACUAACUGUUUCAUGUCUAUACGAAGUGAGGAUGACCAUUUGGUGGCAUCUAGCAAGACAGCAGGUCCAGCAGAGUUUGUGCAGAUACGAUCAGCUGCUGAUGUGCAGACAGAUGACGUUAAUGAGAUUCCAGUUGAAGAAAAAGGAAGUCUUUCACAGAUAGAAGAAAAUUAUGUGCGUAAAUUUCAAAAAUUCCAAGACAAAAAGUUGAAGAUAAACUCUGGUGAUAAAUCUGAGCUCAAGAAAGCUAAGAAAACUGGAGUUUUGCACGAAGCAAUGCUUGACAGAAGAAGCAAAAUGAAAGCUGAUAGAUAUUGUAAAUAAAGUUUACAUUUAUUACAUCCAUAAAAA